Chaetomium globosum CBS 148.51 is the source of this 912-nucleotide messenger RNA. RefSeq lists its product as uncharacterized. The record is from RefSeq and is a predicted model, not a curated record. Gene Ontology annotation, cellular component: cytoplasm; eukaryotic translation initiation factor 3 complex. Bases 1 to 912 code for a protein of 303 amino acids. Gene Ontology annotation, molecular function: translation initiation factor activity; RNA binding. The transcript is spliced from 3 exons. NCBI's taxonomy places the organism in Eukaryota, Fungi, Ascomycota, Sordariomycetes, Sordariales, Chaetomiaceae.
AUGGCGACCCAAACAAAGCACGACUGGGCGGACGACGAGGACCUCGAGGAGACAACCACAACGACAGCCCCGACGACGGACCUGCCGCCGCCGCAAAAAAUCCAGAACAAGGACGGAACAUGGACCAUCAUUGAGUACCGGAUCAACGACCUGGGGCAAAAGGUCAAGGCGACGCGGCGCGUGCGCUACGUGGUCCGGCGCGAGGUGGUCAAUCCGCGGGUGGCGGAACGCAAGACGUGGGCCAAGUUCGGCGACUCGGCCAACGACCCCAAGGGCCCCGCGCCCGACACAACGACGGUGGGCGAGAACAUCAUCUUCCGGCCGUCGGUCAACUGGCGCAAGGAGGCCAAGGACGAGGCCAACGACCCCAACGCCCAGGCCAUGAAGGAUAAGCUCAAGGACAAGAAGGUCAAGUGCCGUAUCUGCAACGGCGAGCAUUUCACCGCCCGCUGCCCCUACAAGGACACCAUGGCCCCCAUCGGCGAGGCCGGUCCCGCCGAUGUGGCUGCGGGCAUGGGCGACGAGCCAGCCGCUGCGGGGCCCGCGGCCGCUGGCGCGGCUGGUGCUGGCAAGAAGGGCUCGUACGUUCCGCCUGCGAUGCGUGCUGGUGCCGGUGGUGCGCAGGGCGAGCGGAUGGGUGGCAAAUAUGGCGAACGGGACGACUUGGCGACGCUUCGUGUUACAAACGUCUCCGAGAUGGCAGAGGAGCAAGAACUACGCGACAUGUUCGAGCGGUUCGGUCGCGUCACUCGCGUCUUCCUGGCUAAGGAUCGCGACACUGGUAUGGCUAAGGGCUUUGCGUUUAUCAGUUACGCAGACCGCGACGACGCCGUCAAGGCUUGCAACAAGAUGGACGGCUUUGGUUUCAGGCAUUUGAUCUUGAGGGUUGAGUUUGCCAAAAAGGCCCAGUAA